UCAGCCCUCGCAACCUUCUCCCCGGGACCUUCCUACAGCGUCGGCGUCCCAUCCUCCUCUUCCAUCUCCCAAUCGUCUGCGGGAGGCAUCUACUUCCAGCUCUCUGCGCCAACCAGCUUCCAAUGGGUUGGUCUUGGCAUUGGCAGCCAGAUGGCCGGCGCGAGCAUUUUUGUCAUGUAUGCGGAUGGGGCUGGGAACGUGACGAUCAGUGCGAGGAAUGGUGGCCAGGGACACGUGGAGCCGCAGCAGAGUGCGAGUCUGCAGAGCGGAGUUACGUUGUUGGCGGGCAGUGGGAUUGUGAAUGGGAGGAUGAUUGCGAAUGUUUACUGCACAACAUGCAAGCUCGACUCCUCCAAAACCUCAUCAUCCUCCCCCUGGAUCUGCGCCUGGAACCAGGGCUCAGCACUAAACUCUGCCUCUACCUCCGCGACCAUCGCCCAACAUGGCCCCAACAGCAUGCGACAGUUUACCCUCGAUCUCACUUCCGCCGCCCUCUCGACCGACAGCAACCCCUUCGUAUCCUCGACUUCUUCGACAGGGACCGGAACAACAAGUGGCUCGAGCCCGACAUCGACGGGAGAGAGUGGGGAUGUCAUCACGGACUACGAGACUGCGCACGGGGUGAUCAUGGGUGCUACCAUGGUCCUCCUUCUGCCUCUUGGUGCUAUGUUCAUGAGACUGGGUGCGAGCGUGUACUUGCAUGGCGCCUGGCAGAUCUUUGCUUUGUGUGCGAUGUUGUGUGGCUUUGGACUGGGUAUCAAGCUUGCGCAGAUGAGGAACUUGGUAAGUACUCUCUACAACACAUCACACACCAUCUUCGGCACCGUCAUCAUCUGCCUCUUCCUCCUGCAGCCCAUCUUCGGCCUCAUGCACCACCUGCAAUACCGCAAAACAUCGUCCCGCACCCCGGUCUCCUUCUUACACAUCUGGUAUGGCCGCGCGUUGAUCGUGUGUGGGAUCAUUAACGGAGGGCUCGGAUUGCAGCUUGCGGGGAAUUCGACGGGAGGCAUAAUUGGGUACGGUGUCGUUGCGGGGGUUAUUGCUGCUUUAUACCUUGUGCUCGUGGUUUUCAAGAGGAAGGGAGGGGAUAAGAUUGAUGGUGGACGGAGACGUGGGUUGAGGAGGAAAACUGAGGGGGAAUGA
Messenger RNA from Hyaloscypha bicolor E, 1143 nucleotides. RefSeq names its product iron reductase domain protein. Lineage: Eukaryota; Fungi; Ascomycota; Leotiomycetes; Helotiales; Hyaloscyphaceae. The annotation marks the transcript as partial. The transcript is spliced from 4 exons. The record is from RefSeq and is a predicted model, not a curated record.